AUGUCUGCCAAUGAAAUGCGAGCCGAACCUGAGCACCAAGGCCAGAGCCUGGGCUCUCGACUCACCAAGAAACUCAGCAAGAGACUCUCGAUUAGCACUGGCUCUAAAGAGGGAGCGAAAGAAGGUGCCACCGCGAGCUCAAGCAAAGAGACUGCUGGCGAAAGUGGCAUUGGCCAGCAGGCUCUUAACAAGGGCCAGGAAAUCAAGGACCAAGCAAUGAAAGGAGAUUUUAGUGGUGCCAAGGACAUCUCCACUAAAGGAGAAAAUACCGAGAACACCAUCGGUCAAGGAGAUAUGAAAGGCGCCGCGGCUGGAAUCGGCUUGACUGGGGAUAAUGUCAACAAGAAAAACGCAGAGCAAGUUAGCAAGCGACUCGGAGGAUACAGACCGAGUAUCAGCCAUGGACCCCCCGAGUACAACGAUGAUAUUAAAAAAGGCCCCAUCACGAUGGGCAUCCAAAGAGACACUGGCCAGACAGGUCGCGGUGGAAUUGGGAGCAGCAGCAAAGAUGGAGGACUGGAUACCACCAAAAAGGAACUGGGCUCAACUCAGAUGGGAGACUCUCAGACUCGCCAAGGAACCAGUCAAAUUCAGAAGGAGCUCAGUCAAGCGCCAUCUGGCAUUGGGACAAGCCAGAGUCAGCCGGGCUUGAGUAAAGAUCAGCCAUCACUCAGUCAGAGUGAAAAGCCUCUCAGCUCGACUCAAAAAGGUCUAAGUCAAGGUCAAAAGGGAAUUGGACAGGGUCUCUCCAGCACAGGCAAAACUGCUGGCCCAACUUUUGGUGGCGAGGAAAUGAUGCAGCAAGAGCUUCGCGACCAAUUGGCUAUCGGUGAUGAUGUCUUCGGCAACCUAGGUGCGGGAAAAGCAGCCUCCAAGUCGGCAGCCAAAUCACCUUCAAAGCAAGCUGGCAAAGCUGGCUUCGGAGCCUUCGGAGGCGGAACUCUUGGCAAUAUCUUCCGCCGUGCAUCUGGUCAAGGCAAAUCGGCCAAGGGCAAUGUCACCAAAGAAAAGUCUUUACAGACAACUUCGCAGACCUCCCAGUCUUCUAAAACUACCGAGAAACACGGUAUCAGCCGAGGCACGAUUCCCGGAGCCGGAGCCGGAGCCGGAGCUGGAGCUGGUGUAGCUCUUGGCGGAAUGGGAAUGAAGCGUGCGAUGGACAAGGGUGGCAUCGAUCCGAAUGGCAUGGAGCAGACUGGUAUAGGCCAAACUGGCAUGAUCAAUACCGGCAUGACCAACACUGGUAUGGGCCAAACUGGUAUGGGCCAAACUGGUAUGGGUCAAACUGGUAUGGGCCAAACUGGCAUGGGUCAAACUGGCAUGGCCAACACUGGCAUGGGUCAGAGUGGUAUGAGUAAGAACGGCAUGCCUGCAACUGCCAUGAAUACCAACGGACAAGCCAGCACAUAUCUGUCUAAGCAUGGUGGUACCGUGCGAGGAGGCAAUGCUAUUAUGAGCGGCCCCAUCGAGUCUCCCAAGACUACCAGCUCAUCUGGCAAAGCUGGUGCAGCUGCAGCCACCGGAGUUGCUGGUGCCGCAGGCAUGGUUGGUAUGGCUGGCAUGCCCGGUCAAUCUGGCAUGACUGGAACUCGAGGAACAGCCCUCGAUGACGAUAACAUCCAAGGCCUUAGCAAGGACGCAUCCAGCCGGGGAUACUUGGGUGCUGCUAGUUCGACCACGACCAAUACCAGUGGGGUGUCCACCCGAGCUGUCCGGGGACUGAAUACCAACACUCACAAGAUUACUGUCCUUCAGGAUAAGGUCCAGGCAGUCUCACAAAAGUGCAAGACCCAGUUGGGCUUGUCCUCCGACAAGAUCAGUCAGCGUAGUCCGACUGUCGACAUCUUCUUCGACGCAGUGGCUUCCGAACGCCUGCGCUGGAUGCCUCGCGAUGGUAGCAGACUCGACUGCAGUCUCAGAUGGGCUUCUCGCUUGGCAUAUGCAGUCGAUGCGCUUCGUGAGUCAAUAGGACGUUUUGCCCCUGGUGCCGAUGCAGCAGCCCAGCUGAUCUGGGGCUUUGUGAUUCUGUUAUUGGAGUCUGACAUGGACAACACCGACCUCUUCGAAAGUGUCUUUGGCCGAUAUGGCCGCGUUGCUGUUGGUAUUUACUUGCUGCUUCAGUAUGAAUCUGCAUACAAGACGUCGACUAGUCUCCAGCCCGAAGCUGCUGCUGUGUUUUCGGACCUGCUGGAAAUGGUCUGUAACACUACAACCAGUUGCAUCGAGGGUUUCAAGGCCAAGGAAUCGAAUCAGCUCAUUGAACACAACGUUGACUCGGGCUUUGUCACCUACGCAAAACGAUACUCGACCCAUUGGAACGCGAUCGUCGAGGCUGCUACGUCCGAGCUGGUCAAGCAAAGCUCGCUGAUCUACUCGAGUCCUGAGCUGGGCAGUCUCCGCCAGUUCCUUGGUGUGCAGGAUCGUCCUCUCCAGUUCAUUCUUGAGUCUCGUCUGCACUCUCUUGCGGAAGGGUCCUUUGAGUGGUUCAAUAGUACUCUGUACGAUUUCUCUAUUGGCAAGUCUCCAGUUAUGCUGGUGACCGGCGGUGCAGGAUCCGGAAAGAGUGCACUCGCCCAGUGGACCGUUGAGCGUCUGCAGGAAUCAGCCGAACACGAUAGCUGGAAUGUCAUUCCGUAUACUAUCCGUGAGUAUUUCCCUUAUCCUAUAUUCGAAAGCAACAUACUGACUCGAAUAGGCGCUGACAUUCCCGUUGCAACCUUGACCCUGCGCAUCCUGAAAGGCAUCCUGCAUCAGAUGCUCGACCAUUGCGUCAGUGAUAAGCAGACCCAGGAGGCGAUUCUGGUUCAAGUUGCGAAGGCUGCGCAAGGAGCGCUGGAUGGCGCGGGCGACGCUGAGGUCGAGGAGUGCCUCUGGCGAGGCAUUCGUACUGGCUUAGCCUCGAACAUCCAGUAUAUGUUCGUCGUCGAUGGGCUUGAUCAGAUCAAGGGUGGAGCUACCGACGCGAUCAGUGUUCUGGACAACUUCACUGGAAUUCUGUCGGAGCAAAAUGCGGGCUCUAAGAUGAUUGCCUUCACAAGGCCACUCAGUUCGAAGCCACGAUCGACAAACAUUGAGCAAUUCCUGAUGCAAACCACGCAGACUCAGACUGACUUGGUCGCCUUUGUCAAAAAGAUGCUUUCUGGGUCGCACUUAGAUACCUCGAAGCAUGAUCAGCUCCAGUCUGCCGUGGCUGCUAUCGUCAACCGCUCCCAGGGAUCCUUCAGCUGGGCCGAGAUGGCUGUCGAGUAUGCCAAGCAGCAGAGUACUUUAACACAAGCCGUUUCCUCUGUCCAAAGCCUGCCCCAGCCCAUGACUGAGCUGCUCGAUUUCCACAUGAAGAACCUUGACCUUAGCCAGCACGAGGCAUUGUCUAUCAUGUCGUGGCUAGCUGCAUCUGAGCGGCCCCUGCUUGUCGAAGAAAUUGAAGAGCUUCUUCGCGUGGAUUCCAAGGGACCAAGCUUUAUGUCACGCAAGAGCAACACUAAAAAUCAGUGGUCCAGCGCGCUUCGUCCUCUUGUCAUGACCCGUGAAGGUGUUGUUUCGUUUGCGCAUACUUCCAUCCGCGAUCAUGUCAUCGGCCAGGCCAGAUCUGCUAGUGUCAAAUCGCCACUCAAUCUCAAGGAAGCCCACUUGGAUCUUCUUAUGAGGUGCCUUGGCUGGGUGCAACUGAGCGUUCGUGAAGAGACAGAGAUCUCGAUGGACAAGCUGAACAUGGAAGAACGUAACCACCUCUUUGACAAAUACGUCAUCCUGGAGUAUACCGGUCGUUACUGGCUCUCUCACCUUUUGUCAUCACCCCUUGUGACUGAUGAUGGCGAGUUCCAGUUCACAACAAACUUCCAAAAGCUACUGCCCGCGACCGUCCUCUUUGCUCGUCUCGAACUGACUUGCAAGGAGUCGCAAUUCACUCGCUCGAGCGUCGUGGAGCUGUAUCGUCUCGCGACCGACAUUCGUCGCCAGGUUCUGGGUGAGAAGUCUAUGGGACUUCUCGAGAGUCUGCUUCUCAGUGCUCGUGUAUCCAAGCUGGCUCACGCUAGCUAUGCCGAUGAGCAUUGCUACGAGGCCUGGAGACUUAGCCAAGAGCUGCUGGGCCAGUCUGACCCAAUCACUCUGAACUGCGCCGAAAUGAUGACACAGUCGUUCAGUGAGCGAGGUACCAUGACUGCUCAGCAGGAGGACAUCAUGAAAUAUCUCAUCUUGACUGACUCUGAGAUUACUGGGGUCGAGUUCAAUCAACGAUUGAAGUACCUCGGUAUGAUCGUUGGCAUGUACAAGUCUCGUGGCGACAACAGCUCUGCACUCCUCAUCUCGAAGCAGUUCUACCAGCAGAUUCUUGAGAAAUACGGCACCAAUUCGAGACAAUCCUCCGAGGCUGCUGAUUUCCUGACAAGUCAGUUCUCGACUACUGGAAGUGACGAGAUGAGUCGGGACAUUGCGAGAACCAAGUAUGACAAUGUUGUCCGCACCAUGGAGGUCACGGACGAGCGCCGCGUCAAGUACUCCGUGUACAUGGCUCAACUUUACGAGCAGCAGGACCAACCUGACCAAGCAUCGUCGGUUCUGUCAAGCCUCUGGGCCGGCCUCAAUGCGCGCGAUAUCGACUCCGUUGAUAUGAUGGACAAGAAGGCCAACGUCGCUCUUGUCUACUACCAGUAUCUCCGUCGACAAGGUCGCAACGACGAGGCUGAAGUUAUUAUGCGCGAGCUCGUUGCAGACCUAGAAGUAUCUGGUAUUCAGUCACCAGAGAUGAUGCAGCGUGUGCAGCUUCUUCGUGCCGAGACUCGUGAGAUGCAAAUGUACAACCUGGACCGGUCUCUGUCUAUCCUCAUGUGGCGCUACUACAAGCAAAAUCAUCUGGAGUACACGACCGAAGCCAGAGAUUUGGCGAUGUCGCUUGCUGAGAGCAUGGCUAAUUCGGUCUCCAUUGAAGACAACGAUCUGAUGUCUGGAAGCGAUCGUAAGCUCAUGGUCGAGCUCCUCGAUUCCAUCACCUCUUCGCCCAACAACAUUUCUGUGCCCACUUUGAUUCUCUGCCACAAUCUCUCGAGUAUCUAUGUGCGCGAGGAUGACUGGAACGAGGCAAGCGAUUGCGCCAAGGCUGUCUUGCAGCAUGUCUAUCCUUCAGUUGAGCGGCCUGGCUCUCACAAGAAGUUCACGACCGAACUGGCACCUCCCGUUGCCGAUUUGGCUUUAGUUCUCGCCUAUUGCCAUUUCCGAAAACUGCAUCUUGAGCAGGCCACCACCGUCUACGAGAAUGCCUUUGCAUCUCUGGUUGUCUCGGACAAGGUGCCCGUUGCUUCUGUUCUGGCUGUCGCCAAGCCCGUCGUGGAAUUCUACGAAACGACCUUCCAGUUCACCAAGGCACUUACUCUUCUCCAUACGGUCAGCAACUUCUUGACUUCCAGAUUGGGUGAGACGCACAAGCACACCAUUGACAAUAUGUACCUGGAAGCUGCAUUGGCAACCCGCCUGGAGAUGAACAAUGAGGCCAAGAGCACAUAUCAGCGCAUCUACAAGAAUACCCUUCGUGGCAACACGAUUGCACCGGAGGGUAUGGAAGCGGCACUUUCCCUUAUCAAUCUUUAUGAGAAGGAGAUGCAAUGGAGUUCCGCGCUGGACGUCUACCGACACGUUUGGCCUACUGUCGUUGUGCAGGACAACAUGCAUGACUAUGAUCGACUGCAGACGGAGCGUCUACUUGAAAAGACCUACAUUGGCUACAUGACUAUUUUGACCACCCACAUGAAGAGCUCCGACUUCUCUGAGAGAUACAAGGUGUCCUCUGAGUACGUUACGACUUGCCGCAAUGUGUAUGGUCCCACGCACCAGAAGACACUCAGUGCAACUCUCCUCUUCGCUGAGCUAUGCGAGACUCACGACUCGUACAUUGAUCAGGCCAUCGCGCUGUACAAGCAGCCUCUGCAGACGAGCGAAUGGGUACCUACCUCACAGGCUUCCAAGAGUCUGGACCAGAUGACCCAAGCACUGCCGAUUACUUUGAAGCACAAGCUGGCUCAGCUGUUUGUUCGCAAGCGUGACUCCACUAGUGAAGCUCGCUUACUGUACACCGAGGAGUUCCAGCUCGGCAAGAAGACUCAGGGCUAUUUCUCAACCACCACGCUGUCCUGGCUCCGUGAGCUUGCUCUCGCUCACUCCCGGCAGGGUACACCAACUUCUGUCCAGCAGGGUAACGCUCUCCUCCACAACUAUUUAACCGAUUGCCUGCAUGCCGGCGGCGAUUCCGACAUGAUGGCCGACUGGGCACGCAGAAUUGCAGCAAUCUAUCUUGAGUGCGGCUUCAUCGAAGGAGGAAACAACGUUCUCGACGAGCUACGUCAACGCGUCGUCUACGGCUCCGAGACUUCUGCCAUUGCCAUUCACGAGCGCCGAGACGCGGUAUUCGUGUCUUCCUUUGAAGAGAGUUUCGGUCGUCGUGCCACCUCCGAUCAAAUCAUGGAUGAGAUGACUCGCGAAAUGCAGACCCAACAGGCAUUUGCGAAGAACUUGUCCGGUCACGACUUCAUUCCGACAUUGAUCUCUGGCGAUCGCCUGGCUCGUCUGCAGAUGGAGCAGAAUCGCACUCGGGUUGCGAUGACUACUCGCAGCAAGUUGUACGAGUACUUCUGCGCCACGUUAUCUGCUACGCCAAUUGCUGACCGAGACGCCGUCAAGCAGUUCUACAAGGUCUGUCUCCGGGAAGUGCAUAACGAGAAUUACAACAAGAACAUUCUCAACACGACCACCAAAAUGGUUCGCGACUUUUGCAAUCAAUCCCGUUUCCAGGAUGCAAGUGAUGUCACGGGCGUGCUGCACUCAUUCCUCCAUCUCACCGACGGACUGAACAACUACGACAACAUCAUCACCGCUACAAAGCUAUGCCUGUAUCUCAGCGGCCACCAAGCAACCAAGUGCGAGAACCCAGCCCUCCAAGCCGAAAUGUCCGCCAAAGCCAAGAUUCUCCUCCAAGAACUCAUGGCCUCAUCCAAGGCCAUCGGCAUCGAAAUCGUCGAUCUCCCAUUCCCCGAUUUGAACGAUAUCAUCACCCUCCUCGGCGAACACGAGAUGUUCGACGAUCUGGAAGGUAUCCUCACUCAACUGUGGACAUCGCGUAUCGUCCAGCGCACCUGGACCCCCGACGUCGUCGUCUGGAUUGGACGUCGACUCGUCGAGACGCGCUUCUGUCGUGGCUCCGUCGAUUCAGCGAUCCAGUUGUGCCGCGAUAUCUGUUACAACCUGCGCCAGGUGUGGGGAUCGUGUGACCCCGUUACUCUCGAAAUGACCAAGCUGUUGUCGGGACUCUUCACCGCAUCGAAUGAUCACAAGUCUGCGGCUGCGUUGCACGAAGGUGCCCUGCACGAUUUGAUGGGUGAUGCCAAUGCGAAGAGUCAUCCUCGUGCGGCGGAUACCGCUUCCCAGCAUAUAGAGCUGCUUCGUCGGGCACAGUCUCGUUUGGGAACGCCCAAGAGUGAUUCUACCAAAGCUUCUGCCCAUGCAGAUCUCAUAUCGCAAGUGACUGAUCGAUUUGGUUUGCAGUCGGAGCAGAUUGAGGGUGUGGGUGAUGCGAAUGGUGGUGAAAUGUUCGGUGUCUGGUCUCGACCUAGACGGUUCAGUAUUGAUGUUGAGGAUCUGGAUGACCAGGGACAGGCUCAUCAUAAUCAUUUGCGGGAGUUGAGUGGAGCCGGUAUGACUAAUGGUAGUGGUGCACCGAGAAGGAUCUCGGUGCAGGCACUGUGA
Messenger RNA from Penicillium daleae, 7734 nucleotides. RefSeq lists its product as uncharacterized. Bases 1 to 7734 code for a protein of 2577 amino acids. NCBI's taxonomy places the organism in Eukaryota, Fungi, Ascomycota, Eurotiomycetes, Eurotiales, Aspergillaceae. The record is from RefSeq and is a predicted model, not a curated record. Gene Ontology annotation, molecular function: protein binding. The transcript has a single exon.